GAGAAUGCCAGAGAGGUCUAUUGAGAAGAUGUUUAAAGUUGAAUACUUCUUCAUCCAGUUCUGUCAUUUCAGCUCUAACACAGCAGCUGCAGUAACUGCGCUGGUUUGCUUUGUGUUUGUGUGAUUUGUCUUUCAACAAAAUGCAGUUUUCGUAACUUCAUCACUGCCUCCAAUCAUUCACAUUUGAAUCCAGUGCUUGCAGGUCCAGCUGAUGCAGCAGCUCAGUAGAUCUCCUCUGUAUUUUCUGUUCCUUGCAAACACAGUGAUUGCUUGUAGCUACUCAGAGUUCCUUGAAAGUCAGUGGGAACUCUGCUGUGACUUAAGAAAAGAGGCUUAAUUGCAAACUCUUGCAUGCUCUGUUUAUUGUCAUGUCUGUAGAUCUGGUCUAAUUAGCAAGCCAAGCAAACUGUUUUGUUCAUUUCUAUUCAGCUGCAGGCUGCAUUAGUGUUCCUUUUACUUACUGAUAGUUUUAUGUGUGUUUGCAUCCCUAUCAAUACUUCUGUUGGUUUGCCAGUAAGCAAAGCAGGGAAGUUGGAUUAGUCUAAAUGAAAUUGAAUGCAAUCACAGUUCCUGCUUGUUUUUAAUCUUGACACACGAGCCUGCUCAAUGUAAUUGGUCCUACAGAGAAAAGGGGAAACCAGCCGUGCUGUAGUGGGUGCAGGCUUCCAGUAUCUCCUUUGGGAUUUGGAGCCCUGUUUGGAUCAGUGAUCAGUUUGCUCUCGUGAUGAGAUUCUGAAAUGAAAGAACAACCCAGUUGUAUUAGAAUUUGUAGGGAAAAUAAUAUAGUAAUACCUCUUAGGCCUGCAGACUUGUCUUGUUGACUUAUGACUUAUGAGCUGCUCACAUUUGCAAAGCGAGCGGAGAAGUUGAUUCGUGCAUACAAGAAACAACAAACAAGUUGGAGGUAAGCUGAAACCAGAGUACCUCAGCCACCAGUCUCUGUCUCACUCCUUUUUCUUUGUUUCCCCCUCCCCUUUAUAAUUUGGAAUGAAUUUAGGGACUGACAGAUGUUAAAGAAUUGCACUUCUUUGAGCAGCAACCUUCCACACAAAACCUGAACCACGAAAACAUGCCUCUGAGAAGCCUUGCUACACAUUGAACUACAAGAACAAAAUGGUGCUGUGUUCAAAGCCAGUAAAGCUGGGCUCUGACCAAGGGCAGAACUCCUGAUGUCAGUGAACAGCUUUGGUUGUUAGCAGGCAGUGUUUGCCUGCCUGCAGGAGGCUGCAGCGCGUCCACCUGCACAGCUUUGCAUGUUUCAAAAGAUGUUUGCAGAGCAGCUUUGUGUAUUUUCCAGGUCACUUAUCUCACCAACUGAAAGAAAAUGGGGGCUCCAGGAAUCUGCUCUCAACAGUACCAAACUCCUGAGGAGGUUGCUACAAAGAGGCGACUCUUAUCAUUGGGGGAUGCUUUGAAUGAUCUUUUGUUUCUAUUCACACGUGUGUGUGCAGAAACGUGGAAUUGUCUUUGGAUUUUGGAUUGCGGGUGGGUUUCAGGAAUCCAGAAGGUUGUCUCUCCUCUGUCAAUAUUUGUGCCUGGUUAAUGAUCAACCUCAUGACCUCACGGCGCUUCCUGGUGCGCAUCCAAAUCUCUUUCCUGUCGCCCCUAAAAAAUAAAAGAAAAAGAAGUGAGUAUAAAUGCACGUUUCUGUGUAAAAGCGAAUGCAUUCUGGAUCCUGUUUUUUGGCAGAUGACACAGAUAGCAAAGAGGCUGGCUGCCCAUUGCUGGUGCUGUGGCAGCUCACCCAUCUCAUCUCAUUCACCUUUUCCCUCUGAAGGAAAGUCGGAGUUUUCCAAAUGCCCACUGAGAUGGAGAGCAGCUCCUCGCUGGCGAUGUUCAUCCUGCUGAUGUGCUCCAUCAACAGCAGCUGUCCAUACUCAUAUUCAGUGUUCAUGAGGAAAGAUGCAGCGCAUGAGGUGCUGAGGGUCCACAAACGUGCCAACUAUUUUCUAGAAGAGAUCCGCCCAGGGAACUUGGAGAGAGAAUGCAAUGAGGAGAAGUGCUCAUUUGAGGAGGCAAAGGAGAUCUUCCAUUCGCAGGAGAAAACGAUGGAGUUUUGGUUCAACUACAAAGGUUUAAAUCCAUGCACUACAAAUCCUUGUAAGAAUGGGGGAGUUUGCAAAAUAAGACGCUACAGUUACUUUUGCAUCUGCCCCCCGAAAUUUGGAGGAGACAACUGUGAAAAAGAGAAGUUGGAGUGCUGGUACAAGAACGGUGGCUGCUGGCAGUACUGCUGGGACAGCAGCUCCUUCCAGGUGCAGUGCUCCUGUGCCAAGGGCUACACCCUGCACGAGGACGGGAAGAAGUGCGUGCAAACAGCCCCGUUUCCAUGUGGCCUGAUCAGAGCCCGGCGUGCCUUGGAGGAAGCGCGGCACGAGGUGGCCACGUGGAACAGCAGCACAACUCCUGCAGUUAAACAGGCCAAGGGGAAGCAAAGUGCUGCCGGGGAAAAGGAAGCUCUAAAGGAUGCAUCUGGGCAAAGCACAGCCGUGGAGGACGAUGCUGGGCAGGAAGGUGGGGACCCCAAUCAGCAGCCCACAGAGGGACCGGCCUGGCAGAAUGAGACAGCGGCUGUCAUGCAGGAGGAAAUGGUGGAGAAAACUUCUGGGCAGAACCAGAGCGGGCAGAGCAGCGGGCAGGACAAGACAGGGGCAGUGCAGCACGUGCCUGGGGGUCUCCAUGCCAGUGACAAUGCAGAAGUCUCAGCCACACCUCAGUGCCCCCAGAGGAACACCAGCACCCCCACAGAGCACAGAGACUCCAGGAUAACUGGAGGAACGUUGUGUCAUCGGGGACAGUGCCCCUGGCAGGUUUUGAUCCGUGACAGCAGAGAUAUUGGUUUCUGUGGAGGGAGUUUGAUCAACAGCCGCUGGGUGAUCACAGCUGCUCACUGCCUCGAUCUUGUCAGACCUCACCACGUGACCAUAGGUGACUUCGACAAGUACCAGAGAGAACUGAAGGAGCAGAAGAUAGGUGUGGAACGGAGCUGGACGCAUCCGCACUACGAUUCCAACAACUACGACGGGGACAUCGCCCUGCUGUACCUGAGCAGCGAGGUGGUUUUUAACGAUUACGCCAUUCCCAUCUGCCUGCCCAGCCCCAAGCUGGCAGCCCUGCUGGCCGAGGAAGGACGAGUGGGGAUGGUGAGCGGCUGGGGCGCCACGCACAGCCGGGGCUCCACGCUGCGCUUCCUCAUGCGGGUGCGGCUGCCCGUUGUGAGCAUGGACACGUGCCAGCAGGCCACGCACAGGCUGGUGACAGACAACAUGUUCUGUGCUGGGUACGGCACCGAAGCUGCGGAUGCCUGCAAGGGCGACAGCGGAGGCCCGUUUGCUGUGUCUUACCACAACACUUGGUUCCUGCUGGGCAUCGUAAGCUGGGGUGACGGCUGUGCUGAAAGGGGAAAAUAUGGCGUGUACACCAGAGUGUCCAACUACCUCCCCUGGAUUAAGGAGACUGUUGAAAGCGUGGCGGAUUCAGAAAAGUUUUCCAUUAAUUUUUCCUAAGAGCGGCCUUAAAAAUAGGGACAAUUCUUGUAUUACAGCUGUCCCUGAUGCUGAAAGCCAAGUUUGUCUUUAAAGGAAUGCCGAGUCUCAAUUUACCAUGAUUUGUUGAAUUGCUCAGUAAAUAUUACUAAGCAAAACAACACAUGUAAUAAAGAACAAUGCAAUAACAAAGGCAACAACUGAACUUCCUUCUGAAGAUGGUGGUAGAAAGGAGAGCUGGGCUGGCUGUUCUUUUGCUUCUCACACCUACACUCACAUCACACAGGGGCUGACUGCUCAGAAAAGGAAGCACGUGGCAGGCUGUGCGCUCUGGCUGUGCAGCAGCAGGUUGGUGCAGGGAUCAUGGAUCAAGGAAGUUCUGCAGCGUGUGCCUGCUGCUUCAAGUACAACUCAAUUCACUGAAAUAGCAGUUGUUGCUGAUUAGAAUCUUUACUACAAGCUGUUCCAGCUGCACUGCUUGGGAGAGAGACUAUACAAGUGGAGCUACAGAACACAGACCUGCAGGCAUAGCACAGAAUGAAGGGCCAAUUUUUACACCCUUUUCCUGAAGGAAAAACAUACACUUAUUAAUUCUUGAGACCCCCCCCCACUCCCUGUUAUACAUCAAUUCUCUCUCCCAGUGUUUGCUGCAAACCAGCACACACAGGUGUAUGCUGCAGUUAGCAGGUGGUCUUUUCCACCCAUCUCCAAAGAUAUUCUCACUUUGUCACCUUUCCUACAAUCUUCCAGCAGGCUCCCAUAAAAAACAAGUCUUACUCAUUAUCAGCUCUUCUCUUCAGCUUCAUGGACACCAGGGGGCCUGUAGUUAACAAAACUCUUGAGAUAAAUACCCCCGGUGCCUGAUGUGUGCAGUACCAUAACUGCAAUAAAGCUUGGUGGUUGCAGGGGGAGGGCUGGGAAAGCCAGUCUGACCCACAGACCUUCAGGGCCAAAUGGAACCAGGAUGUGAAUACAGUUCAUUGACUUUCACAGAGCUUCACCUGCCACUAUGGCAAUAAGGAAUCCAGCCUGUCAGUCAAUUCUUAAUUAAAAAGAAAAAAGAACAUAACUUUGGAACAGCAGGCAUAAGAUGACACACACCUGAGUUACAUAAAUAGGAUUACUUACUUGCUCUUACCAUGCAUGCAAGUGGAAUUCCUUCAACAGUGCAUGCAUCCUUCACUGUUUGCUUAAAGAUCACAUCCCCCUCCUGGCUAACAAAGGCAGAUCUCAAGUGCAAGCAUCAUCUUCUUACACUCUUCUCUGUUAUUGCCUCCAGCUGACCCUGAGCGCCUUCUGGGUCAGUGCACACUGAGACCCACCUGAAACAAGCCGAGCUCCACCCAGGCAAUCUAAGUGCACAGCACACAGUGCCCAGCCACUUCAGCAGCCUCAAGAGCCUUCACUCCAAAGUCUGGUUUACUGUAGAAUGCUACUGUGUGCUUCACAGCAAAGCCCUCCAGCUGCAGCUGCCUGAUCUCCAGCAGCAGGCACCAGUGGAGGCUGUGCUCAGGGCACAGCAUGGAUCCUGGCUCAGUAACAGCAUCACCUCACUUACAGCGAGCAGUUCUGCUGGAAGCUGCUGGGUUUUCAAUAGUUGGCCUCCGCUGGUCCUCUCCUGAGCUCUGCACCACACACUCAUGACAAAAGAAGUCCUUCAAGAGGAAGAUGGUCAGUAUUUCUGUUGUGCAGAUCUCCAAAGACAGGAAAACUGAUUAAUAUUUAAAAAGCACCGAACACAUAAGAAAUGGAAAACAAGAAACAAAUCGCCAUCAUC
Molecule: messenger RNA, 5262 nt
Organism: Lagopus muta (rock ptarmigan)
Lineage: Eukaryota; Metazoa; Chordata; Aves; Galliformes; Phasianidae
Product: venom prothrombin activator notecarin-D2-like
Exons: 9
Coding region: 1797-3506 (569 amino acids)
Biological process (GO): proteolysis
Cellular component (GO): extracellular region
Molecular function (GO): serine-type endopeptidase activity; calcium ion binding
Source: RefSeq, a predicted model, not a curated record